AUGAGGACAGAUAACGGUGACGUAUUUAUAAUUGACACGAGCAAUCCCGAACAUGUUUUAGUUGUUUCGUUGUUGCAAGACUAUUUUAAGGUUGCCAAUGGCGGUGUCAUUAUUAAUCCUCCAAUAGUCGUUGAUAUUGAUGAAUGUAAUGGCAGUUUGGAACCCUUAUUCGAAAAAACAACUCUUACUACCUGUAAUGCACCCAACCUCCCUCAAUAUCAAGUCAUUAUCCCAAUUGCACAAGUCUUUUGGGAUCCAGUACUUUCACUUCCACCUGCAGUUGAGUACGUACCAGCUGUUCCUACUCUUCUUGCAACUGAAACUGCGCCUGUUAAUUUUAUUAUUGAUCUGUAUCAAGUUCAACAACUAGUUUUAAGUGGACAGAAUAAUGCAUAA
Cetraspora pellucida is the source of this 396-nucleotide messenger RNA. Lineage: Eukaryota; Fungi; Glomeromycota; Glomeromycetes; Diversisporales; Gigasporaceae. The record is from the annotation of a GenBank genome assembly.